Messenger RNA from Leguminivora glycinivorella, 3234 nucleotides. RefSeq names its product zinc finger protein ZFP2-like. The record is from RefSeq and is a predicted model, not a curated record. Gene Ontology annotation, molecular function: RNA polymerase II transcription regulatory region sequence-specific DNA binding; zinc ion binding; DNA-binding transcription factor activity, RNA polymerase II-specific. NCBI's taxonomy places the organism in Eukaryota, Metazoa, Arthropoda, Insecta, Lepidoptera, Tortricidae. The coding region runs from base 136 to 2199 and encodes 687 amino acids. Gene Ontology annotation, biological process: regulation of transcription by RNA polymerase II. Gene Ontology annotation, cellular component: nucleus. The transcript is spliced from 5 exons.
AUCUGUUAGGUUCUACGUUUUUAUUUCAAAUACUUUAUUAUUUCACAUAAGAUAAUUCCCGUUGUUGGAGUUUGGCAGUCACGGCUACUUGUAGUAAUUGGCGAAUACAAUACGCAUACAAGCGUAGCGGUUGCGAUGGACGUGAUGCUAGCGUGUCGCUGCUGCCUGCUGUGUCCCCCGGACAAAGACCUGACGACGCCGCACACACAUCUCGGCAAAACGGAGAUAUAUGCCGACAUGAUCAAGGAGUGUUUUGAUAUUCAAUUGCAGCUGGCAGUGGGCGGCUCGGGCUCGAGCGGCAUCUGCUGUACGUGCGUGGGCCGCCUGCGAGACGCGAGCGACUUCAAGCUGCAAGUGCAGCGCAGCCAGGCGGAGCUGCAGGCGCGCUCGCAGGGAGCGAGCCUCGUCAUAGAGGAAGAAUCUGCAGUAGAGUAUGAAAAUCCAGAAUUGCAGGACACAGAAGAGACUUGUGGGCCUGAGCCAGAUGAAGAGCUCCCAGUCACGCCGGAGCCGGCGGCCGAAGACGAUGAGAUGUCGCUGUGUUCGGACGGCAGCGCCCGCGCGAGGGAGCAGCUCGCGAUGACUUGUUCCGUGGUGCUCGAGCGCCUCCGCGGCGACGCGACUGCUCACGGCGGGGCCAAACCAUUCGCCUGCGAACACUGUGGCGAACGUUUUAGGAACGAAACUAUCUUAAAUAGACACAUUCAAGACACACACUUGCCGUCAGCGCAAAAACAAUUUUCUUGUGAUUUUUGUAGUUCUACAUUCCAAACUGAAUCACUUAUUUUAGAACAUGAAAGAAUCGAACAUGGUGUCACAAAUUUCAUGUGCGCUCAUUGUGAGUAUUCAACAAUUUCCAAGAGAUGUUUGCGAGCACAUUUAAAAAGUCACCGCGGUUUCGAAAGUCAGAUCAAAAGUGAUUUACACAAACAUCAAGCGAUACUCUCCGUAGACAAGAAGACACACAAAACAUCACACCUAAGAUUAAAUACCAGAGUAGAGCCUUAUAAGUGUAGUUAUUGCGACUACAAGUGCAGUAAACUGUCUAUACUGAGAAUACAUGAAAGGAAACAUACUGGUGAAAAGCCUUACGCAUGCAGUCAGUGUGCGUAUAAAUGCAGAAUUAAAUCAUUCUUAAAAAACCACCAAAGAAUACACACCGGAGAAAAGCCUUACGCAUGUAGUCACUGUGAGUACCGGUGCAGUGAUAGGUCAAGGCUAAGAAAACAUGUACUGGCACAUACGGGCGAGAAGCGUUUUCAGUGUAGCCACUGUGCUUAUAAGUGCAUUGACAAACCACAUUUACAAAGUCACAUGAAAGUACACACCGGAGAAAAGCCAUACUCAUGUAGUCACUGUACUUAUAAAAGCAGUACCAAAGCAAGCUUACAAAGUCACCAGAGAAUACACACUGGAGAUCUUUACGCAUGUAGUCAUUGCGACUACAAAUGCAUUCAGAAAGCACACUUACAACGUCACCAAAGAAUACACACCGGAGAAAAGCCUUACGCAUGUAGUCACUGUGACUACCGGUGCCGUGAUUGGUCAAGCCUAAGAACACAUGUAAUGGGACAUACGGGCGAGAAGCGUUAUCAGUGUAGCCACUGUGCUUAUAAAUUCACACAAAGCUCACACUUACAAAGCCAUAUGAGAAUACACACCGGAGAAAAGCGUUACGCAUGCAGUCUCUGUGCUUAUAAAUGCGAUAGGAAAACACUCUUACAACUUCACGAAAGAAUACAUACCGGGGAAAAGCCUUACGUAUGUGGUCAGUGUGAGUACCGGUGCAGUGAUAGGUCACGCCUAAGCAAACAUGUACUGACACAUACGGGCGAAAAGCCUUAUCAAUGUAGUCACUGUGCUUAUAAAUGCAGUACCAAAUCAAGCUUACAAAUUCAUCAAAGAAUACACACCGGGGAAAAGCCUUACGCAUGUGGUCAGUGUGAGUACCGGUGCAGUAAUAGGUCACACCUAAGCAGACAUAUACUGACACAUACGGGCGAGAAGCCUUAUCAAUGUAGUCAAUGUGCUUAUAAAUGCAGUACCAAAUCAAGCUUACAAAGUCACCAAAGAAUACACACCGGAGAAAAGCCUUACGCAUGUAGCCACUGUGAUUACAAAUGCACUAAAAAAUCUUCUCUGCGACGUCACCAGAAGACUCACAUUGUGAUGAACCCUGACAACGCAGCAAUGACCUAAAUCAGAAACUCAGACCUGACAUUGACAUUUCACGCUCCUUCAAUAAGGAAAGGGCUCCAGUCACGCAGCUCACGCGCGCUCCCGUGUGUUAAUGCUUUUACUUGUACACGAGCCAGUUAUAGUUAGAGCAGUUUAUAGUUAUUUGUGUGACUGGUGCAUAAUGAGAGGCAUUAAAACACGAGUGUAGUUUUAUGAACGAGUUUCAUAAUAAAAUAUCACGAGUCACACGAGUGUUUUAAUGCCUCAUUAUGUACAGUUACAUACAUGUAAAAACACUUUAUACAGGAUUGGGCAGAAUAACUGUCCGAGUUAAAAAGUGGUAUAAAAUUUAAAAAACACGAUAAUGUGAAAAGUAGUGCUAUGAUUUAUAUCCAUAACAUCUUAAGUUUUAAAGUGUUAUGUAAUAUAUUUUAUUUGCUUUUCGUUAACUUGCAUAGUUUUAGGCAUUUUGCUGUAGGAGUUUGACCCGGCACGCACGACCUCAUCUGCUAAGUCAUGCAAUACUUGACUACCCGACCCCAAAAUAAAUGGCACUUUUCCUCAUGAAGAUGUGGUCUGACUGAGUUUCUCUUUUGAAUAAAUUUAUGGCUAAAAUAUCUUCGUUUCUAUCCCUUAAUAUAACACCAUACUCAACAUCAGUCUGACAUUUGUUGAACUCCUGAAAUCGAAAUGCAUUUUCUUUGCAAAAUGGCCAUCGUGCCGCGUAAAUAACAUUUUGUAUCUAGCCCUCACAUUUUUAAAAUAAACAGCGUACAUACAUAAAUUAUCCUUUAUGUUUAGGUCCCUUAGUUUGUGGUUAUUUUGCAGUAUGCAAAAUGUUGUCCCCUCUUCAAUUAUAUUGUUAUUGAAUAUUUUAUAAUUUUAAGCACAAUUUUGUAUGAUUCGCCCAUGGUUAUUUGAAGCUACUUUACUGACACUAACCAUCCAAUUUCUACAAAAUCUUUAGUUGAUUUCAGAAGAAAAAUACUUCUAUAAACGAUUUUUGGUAUGCAAUAUCAAAGCAAUAUUGGAUAUUAACUUUUUCAGUAAGUUGAA